GUUAUUGGUUGCUCAGCAACAAGCAUUAAUGUUCGUCGCCAAAUUAAAAAUAUGCAAUUGAUCUCACUGCCUGUCUUUUAGCUGCUAAAAUAAAAUCACUAAAAAAAGGAUAUCUAUUUAAAUUACUUGGAAAGAGUCAUUUAAAUGAAGAAAUUUUAAAAAUAUUUAUCAAAUUAUAGCCGAAAUCGGCCAUUCUUAUUAUUAUUAAAACUAAAGAAUAGAUAAAGGGAUUAUUUACUGCUUAAUAAAAGGCUGAAAUAUGGCUGCUGGAGUGUCUGGAUUGUCUUUCAAUUUGCCUAAAACAGCUACAUUUGGUAAAAUGUCUACAGAUGUAUCACAGGAUUUACAUUUAAAAAUGUCAAAGAAAAUUGCCCAAUUGACAAAAGUUAUUUAUGCAUUAAAUACGAAAAAUGACGAACACGAAGCAAUUAUUACUGCUUUGAAAGAACAACACGAAGAUGAAAUUCAGAAAUUCCUCGCAGAGACCAAAUCGAAAGUUGAAUCUUAUAGGAAUAGAAUUGAAGAGGAUACCAAUCAGAAAAAGUUAAUUGAGGCUUUAGAACAGAAGAUCCGCGAGCAUGAACUCGAGAAGGUGAACGCUAAAGAGGCAUUUGAAAAAUAUAGAGAAAGUAUGGAAGGAAGAGCUAUUGAAAUGAAAACUGUUCAUUCAGAAAAGAUGUUAACUUUAUCAACUGACGUUCUAACUGUUAAAAAAGAGUUUGAAUCAAAUUUAAAUAAAUUAAUGGAGGCUAAACGUGCAUUAGAAGAAGAAAAACAGAAGGAGAUUGAAGAGAUAAAACGACAUUACGACGAGAAAACUGAAGAGCUCAGAACCGGUUUAUCGUUGGUUGAUAAUGAUAAAGAAAAAUAUGAAAAAGAACUUUUAGAAUUGAAAGAUGUAUGUAAAAAGUUAGAACUUGAAAAUUCUGAAAGAAAUCAACAGUAUUUAAAAGAAAUUAGUAAUAUGAAAAAAGACUAUGAGAAGGAAAUUGCAGAUUUGAAAUCUGCAAAUAGUACAUUUACAGAAGAUAAGAUAAAAAGCUUACAAGAAGACUAUGAUAAACUAUUAAAAGUGCACGAAAAUAUGAAUACUGAUAAUUUGGAUAGAAUAAAGGAAUUACUUGAAAAGUUAAAUAUGGCAGAAGAAGAAGCUAGAAGCCAUAAGGAAUCUUUAAAGAAAUUACAGAAUUCCUUAACAGAUAAAGCUAAUAGUUCGGCUUCUUUAACUGAACAAUUGUCUUCCAUUCAAAAAGAACUAUCAGCAACUAUAUCAAUUAAUAAACAAUUAGAAGGUGAAAUAAAAGCGAUUAACGAUCGCUGUGAUAAACAAUCAUCCGAAUUAAAAGAUAAAUCUGAAGGUGGGAAAGUGCAAGUUGAAUCUCAAUUGAAAGAGAAAAUUGGAGAACUAAGCAAAUUAAAGGAUAAGCUCAAGUGGUUAGAAGAUGAACGCAAAUCUAUUGAGAAGAAAGGUCAAUCUCAAAUGACUGAACAGUCGAGGCAACUUAAAUCGCUUGAAAAGAGCUUAGAAAAUUUAUCAACUGAAAAGAGAACUCUACAAGAGAAAUAUGAUAGAGAUAUGGCCGCUCUAAAACAAAAGAUUGACGAAAAAGAGAAUACAAUCACAAAGAAAUGGAAAACUAAGAUAGAUGAAAAUGAAGCUAAGCAUAUUACAGAAUUAGAAGAGCAUAGACGUUUAGCUGAAGAAAGUUAUGCUAAAUUGAAAAAUGACCUUGAAAAUCGUUUGAAAAGUGAGAAAGGAUCCUUGAGUGAUCAUAACAGUCAAUUAGAGAAAGACAUGGAAAAGCUAAAAGAAGACUUUCAGAAGAAAUUACAAAAUUCCCAGAGAGAGAUUUUAAGAUUGGAAAAUGUUCUUAAAGAACGCGAAGAGAACCUAGGAGGAGCUGCCACAAAUUUAGAAAGCUUACAUAAAAAAUGUUCAUCUCUAGAGGAAGAACUUGAAGAAAGUCGAGAACAAUUACGCAAUCUAACAACUCAAUAUUCGUGUACUAAAACUGAGUUAGAAAAUUUAAAGAGAACGCACGAAAGAUCAAUAAAAGAGUUUGAGGAAAAGUCUAAAAACGAUCUUAAUAAAUUGUCUACCGAUUUAGAUGAGAAAUGGAUGAUCAGAUUGAGGAGCGAAAAAGAAAAACUCCGAAUAGAAAUGCAAAAGAAUUCCGAAGAAGAUAAGAAAGCAGCAUUGGAAGAAUUAAAGAGAUUAAAAGAUAAUGAAAGUGCCAAAAAUCAAUUAAAUUUUGAUAAACGUUUAAGUGAAAUGAAUGAGGAAAUUUUAAGAUUAAAAUCUAGUUUAUCCUCAACUUCAGAGGAAACGGAAAGAGAAAUUUAUAGGAUAAAAGCGGAAGCCGAAGAAGAGACGCAUAAGCUCAGAAAGGAAAUGUUAGAGUUGGCCGAAGAAUAUCAAGGAAAAAUUGAAAAAAUGAUAAAACUUCACGCAGAUGAGAUGAAAUUAUUAGAAGAAAAAAGUUUAGCUCAUUUGAACGAUAUAAAAAUUGAAUUAAAUAAAAAGCAUCAAGAAGAUAUGGAAGCCCAAUUAGUUGCCCAUAAGAGUACUGUUGAUAUCCUUAAAGAGAACUUUGAAAAAGUUAAAGAAAAGUGUCUUGAAGAACUUCGGGAAAAAAAUCUUGAUAGAAUAACCAAACUAAGAUCUGAGUUGGAGGCAGUUCACUCACAAGACAUGGAUGAGAAAGAGAGAAAACAUGAACAACAAUUGAUGGCUGCAAGAUUAGAGUUAGACAGAGCUUUAGAGAUUUCCCGCCAAAAAGAAGCCGAAUUCUCAAUAAAAAUAGGCGAAUUAGAGUCUGACGGAAAUUCAAAAGUUCAAUUAAUUAGGGAACUAGAAAGAGAGGUUGAUAGGCUUCAAAGAGGUAUAAAUGAUAUGGCAACGGAAUUGGAGCAAAAAGGUCAAGAAAUUCUUCGAAUUAGAAGUGAAAUGAUGCAAAGUUCUAAAGCAAGGGAAGAUCAAUUGAAUAAAAGAUUUGAGCAAGUAUUACAAGAUCUGAGGAAAGAACAGAAAAAUGAAAUCGAUACUAUGUUAGAAGAUUUUAACAAAGCUCAGAAUAUAUUAACAGAAAAAAUAGAAUCUUUAACAAUCCUUUUAGAAGAGGCUGAAGAAAGAUACGAAAAUAGAGAAUCAAAGGAUGAAGACAUUCAAGAAAUUGCAAGGUUAAAGCAAGCUGUAACUGAUAGAGAAGAAGCAAUGAAGAAACUUAUCGACGAUAGAAAAUACUAUCAACUAGAAUUAGCAAAUCGUGAAAAGAACUUUAAUAAAGUGUUCAGUAACGCUCCAAAUGUUGGAGUAUUAAAUCCUCUUGUGAAGAAGAACAAUAGUGGAAAAGGAGAUGGUUCAAGAAGAGGUCCAAAAUUAGAUCCUAUACCACAUUCAACAAUGCUUCAUUCUGACAAUUUAUCUCGUAAAGUUCCACUUCCUCCCCCGUUAAACAGGCCAUAA
This is a messenger RNA of Dimorphilus gyrociliatus, 3466 nucleotides long. NCBI's taxonomy places the organism in Eukaryota, Metazoa, Annelida, Polychaeta, Dinophilidae. The record is from the annotation of a GenBank genome assembly.